AUGUCGGUGUGUUGCUCUGUACGCGCAGGGGUCCUCGUGGAGCAUGUGGGCAUCGAGUGGCUGACGCGGGAGGAAGCGAUGCCGCUCUCAGCAAGGCAAGCAUCUGAAGAGAAGCAGUGUCUGAAGACCCUGUCACACAACACUAAGACCUCCCAGUCACUGCUAGAACUCCUCCCCAGCACACCUCACUGUAUCCCCCAGCUCUUACAGGUGCACCUCACUGGGACAUGCCAGGGCGACAGAGCGGAGAUCUACCGAGAGCUGGAGAGAGUCUUGCAGGGCGAUGACGGCCGCGUGCAGAGCGCUGUCCUGGCCAGAGUGAUCGCAGCGGCCUCGAGGGACAUGAGAGUGGCGCAGGGUGUGACGGAGGAGGUGCGGAUGGCCGCCAGCGACGUCCUGGUGGCUCUGGCCCACUCCCACUUUGAUAGCGUCAUGUACGAGCUGCAGUGCCACCUGAGGGCCCUGGGAGAGAUCUCCGAGGACCUCGUGUUCAUCACCUUGGGCAAGCUGGCCAGCAGCUACGCCCUGCGGUGCGUCCCCUUCGUGGGCAUGACGCUCUUCGCCCUGCGCACGAUGCUGAGCCAGGUGGGGAGCAGCCGGACCCUGCGCGCCGUCUGCAGCGUCCUGGAGCAGUGGUCGAAGGCCGUGAACACCUACCUGGGCGCCUGGGAGCAAUGCAGCUUCCCGCGCAUGGGGCAGGCCCAGCUCUGCAGCAGCGUUUCCCCGCUCUUCCACCAUGUGGUGGGGAGCUGGCUGGGCUGCGAGGAGGAGGAGGCCAAGCAGGCCGUCCGGGGGGCGAUGGCUGCCAUGAUGGGCCUCCUUGUGCGCGAGGAAGAGCACCACGAGUGCGUGUGGGAGCAGCUCCCCUGGCUCCUGGGCCAGUACCAGCAGGUCCAGGACACUUUCCGGGUGACCAAGGUGAGGCGUUAUGUGGGGCACACAGCAGAGAGAGGCCAGAGCCUGCCCCUGCUCGUGCAGGCGGUGCGCUGCGCGCUGGGAGACUCCAGCAGGAAGGUGGCGAGGGCAGUUCUGCGCUUCACCAAGGAGCUGCUGGGCUGCAGCGUCCAGAGCUGCUCGGCCUGGGAUCUGGUGGCCCACGUCUUCGCCGCGUUCAGCCAGGCCUCCGGCAGACUGGCGCAGAGAAAGCUGUCUCAAGCAGAAGCGCAGGAAGCAGCAGAUCUUCAAGCCCUGUGCUUGGACAUCCUGCGCUCUCUGGAUGUCUCCGUCCGGGGGAUGACCAAACUCCUGUGGCCGCGGCUGCUGCAGUACGUGGUGCCAGCCCAGUACGCCGGCACGUUGGUGCCGCUCUGCCGGUGCCUGCGAGAGCUGGCCGAGAGCCGGGGGAGAGCAGGGGGCGAGGACGGAGAGGAGGAGCCCGAUGUCGUGGCCUCCCGGGAGCGAGCCAAGCUGCCGAGGCCGCAGGCCCUGCUGGCUCGCCUGCUGGUGGUUGCGGCAGCUCCUCACGCCGGCGGCGGCUGUGGCGUCGCUGCCCUGCAGCUGCUGCAGGCCCUGUCCACAGAGAUCCACAGCGCCGUGGGGAUGGUGUGGGCCAUGAAGAUCCCCUUCCUGCUGCAGUGCCUGGAAGGGCAAAGCGAGAGCUGCCUGGACUCUGCCGAGUGGGAGCAGCUCCUGCUUAAGUUCCUGAGGACAUCGCUGGAGACGAUCGAGAGCCAGGCCUGGACCAUGGGCCUGAGCGUGGAGCUCAGCCAGCAGACGGGCAGCUACCCCUGGCUGUCCCGGAAGCAGGCCUUCCUGUAUAAAGCUGUCGGGGUGUCCCUGGCAGCGUGUCAGCAUGUCCCCUACGUCCGCCGGGAAAUGAAGAAGCAUCUCUCAAGGACAAAUUACUUGGAAGCGUCUGAGAGAGAGGCAAUGAUUUCUGUUUUGGCCGGUUCUGCCGAGAGCCACUUCCACCUUGCCUUGGAGGUGGUGCAGGAGUUUGGGGCGUCCAUGGAGGAAAGACCAGUGUCUGGGGCUUUUAAACGCCUGAAGGAAUACCACCAGGGGAAGAGAGCGGGGAGGCACAUGGCCCUCGUGCUGGCCUACGGCCAGAUCGCGCUCUGCGCCCCCCCGGAGCAGCUCCUGGCCCGUGUGGAGAGCGACGUCGUGGGGCGCAUCCUGCAGCACUACCGCGCCAGCUGCCAGGUACUGGGCUUCUCCUUCUCCACCAAGGGAGAAACCUCUUUCGGGCCCUUUGGCUCCAUGGUGGGACUGCUGGCGCCUUUCACCUGCGACUCGCUGGCCACGUGA
Molecule: messenger RNA, 2247 nt
Organism: Dromaius novaehollandiae (emu)
Lineage: Eukaryota; Metazoa; Chordata; Aves; Casuariiformes; Dromaiidae
Product: maestro heat-like repeat-containing protein family member 2B
Exons: 21
Coding region: 1-2247 (748 amino acids)
Cellular component (GO): cytoplasm
Source: RefSeq, a predicted model, not a curated record